UGAAAUAAAUUCCCAUUUUUGUUAGUUACAGUGAUCUGAAUAGAUAACAUGGAUAAGAAUCACACAUUACCAUUUCCUUAAAACAUAGGAAGAAGCUAUUUGCCCCAUUAAAUCUUUGUCAGCUCACAGAGCAAUCCCAUUUCCCCACUAAUUUUUCCUGUAACAUAUUCUCCCUAUAUAUUUCCACAUCUCUACAGAUGUUUCAAUCCACUUGCAUGAAGGGGAAAUUUAGAUCAGUCAACUGACCAACCAACACAUAUGUCAACAAAGUUCAUUCAUAUUAUUUCUAAGCAAUACUGUAUAAGAAAGUUAAAGUUGUUGGGUGGACAGCAUGCCAGCAGGACAAAUUGAUCUGGUUUUAAAAGAGAAGAGAACUUGACAAAAUAGGUGCUUUUUAAGAAGUUAUAGAACAUAUUAUUUGAGUUUUCAUUAAUUUUUCAAGAAAUUUAUAACAGACUCCAAGUUACAUAUCACAUUCGAGUUUGGCAGAAACACUUACUGCCUUCCAAUAGCAGCCUACAGCUCAGUUCCCAGUACCAACCCAACAAGUUGGCCAAAAAUUGAAAAGGCCCAAGGCUUGGCCAUUGUCCCUAUGCUUGGACAAUUAAUUGUGUAUGCAUCAACUAUAAGGAAGGUAUUGAUUAGUUGUGGAACCUGGUUUGACAUCAUUCUGAGGUGCUCCAUGUGCAAGUUACAGUUUUGGGGAAGAACAAGCAAAAGGGAAGAGUAACUACUUGGACCAGGCAGGGAGGUGAUCAAAUCGGAAGAAAACAACAAUAGAAAGGUAAGGGGAUUGAAAAGAAUUAGGGAUUUGAAGGAGACUGAAAUGGAUAUAAGGGAGAAAAGCUGAGUGGUUAUCAAAGCCUAUAAACAAAAGACCAUAAGAUAUAGGAACAGAAUUAGGCCAUUCUGUCCAUCAUCUGCUCCGCCAUUUCAUCAUGACUGAUUUUUUUUUACCUGUCUCAUCCCCAUUCUCUAGCCUUCUCUCCGUAAUCUUUGACACUCUUACUAAUCAAGAACUUAUCAACCUCUGCUUUAAAAAUACUCAAUGACUUAGCCUCCACAGCUGUCCGUGGCUGAAGAAAUUCCUCCUCAUCUCAUUCCUGAAGGGAUGUCCUUGUAUUCUGAGGCUGUGCCCUUUGGUCCUAGACUCCCCCACUAGAGGAAACAUCCUCUCCCCAUCCACUCUAUCUAUGCCUUUCUAAAUUUGGUAGAUUUAAUUGAAUCCCUCCUGAUUCCUCUAACUCCGGCAAGUAUGGGACCAAAGCCAUCAAAUGCCCUUCAAAUAUUAACCCUUUCAUUCCCAGAUCAUUCUCGUGAACCUCCUCUUGACUUGACAUAAAGAACAGUGCCUAUGAUAUUCCAAUAUUAGAACAAGGUUUUGAAAGGUACUGUGGAGCUAGGUCAACAAAGGGGUGACUUAGGAGGAGGUUCUGAGGCCUACAGGAUGGAAGGUGGUAGACAGGUAGAGACCUAAUGUGAAAAAUCUAGGUUGUGAAGCGUUGGAUGGCAUAUUAUUCUUCAGACGUUUGAGAUUGCAACCUAUGCAAUAUUUAUCAAUCUAAAAGCAUUUUCUAGGAAAUCAUAUGAUGGAUAAGGUCCCAUGAAAACAGAUCCAGGUAAGGAGUAGGGCAGGUGAAAAUUUAUUAACACUAUCGUUAAACACUUCACAACUUUAAAUUUAAAUUACACAGGAUGAACUCCAUAAUUGAUUACAUUAUUCAAACUCCUUAACUUACCUCUAGGCCCUUUAGUUUCUGUUGAGCAAGAUCACUUAUUGAUACUUCAGUUGACUGAUGGCAUGAAAAGAAUGGAUUUUGCAUUGACGUGGAUGAUAUUUAUGUGAAGCAUAUAUAACAUUGGUUUUAAGCAAUGAUUAUUACUUUAAACACAAGAGGUUGCUGCAGAUGCUAGAAAUUUUGAGCACCACACACAGAAGUGCUGGAGGAACUCAGCAAGUCAGCAGAAUUAUUUUCAGAUUCUUGAUUAUAUCUUUAUUGUAGCAACAUUUGAGGAUUCCACAGACAGCCGAUACAAAACCUUUGAAUCAAUUAAACCCACUUCUGUACAAUUUCCUCAUGCCUCAUCUGUACCUUGUCUUUGAGAUUAAGAAACCUUGAAGAUACACACUUUACAAUUGCAGUAUCAAUAUACAUUGGGCCGUACAAAGCUUUCAGAAGAAUUUCUCUAAAUAAUACAUAAAGGCAUAAUGUUUCAUGUAAAUAUAGACUCUUUGAUGUAAUAAUAUUUUAUUGGGCUACUUCAUACAAAGGAUUUAUAUUCAAUUUGAAAAGCUAUUUUGUGUCUAGUUCAACAGUUUUGGAAUAUACCUUAAUUAUUUCUGAAUACAUUCUUAAAAAGAAAUUACCGGACUCGACCCAGUCUGCUUUGAUUCAUAAAUACCUAGCUUGGGACUAUUUCUGCUUGUUCUGUUUUCAGCUUUUCAGAAAAAGUAUGGAUGAUUUUCAUAUGAUAAUAUAACUGACCAAGUAAGCUAAAUACUAACCAAGCUCUGCUUAAAAACAAUUGGAUCUAAAACAAAAUUUUCACCAUUUAUUCACUUAUAAUAUGUAACUCCAAUAAUGUUAUUAUUACAAAACCUGUUUCUUAGUAUUUAGAACUCAUUCUUGUACUGAGGGAAUUCAAUCCUCAUGAGGACAUACAGUUGAGUCUCUAGGUCAGUUCCUUUCCACAGGAUGUAAAUGAAACAACCUUAAAAAAAACCUGCUGAAUUCCUGUUGAACUUCUACUGCUGUACUCAUGAUUUCCUAGAAUUAUGCUGGUAGGGUUACAAUCAUGUUCUCUAUUAAAUUAAGUAUUGCAAGAACUCUUUUCCUAUUGGAGCUGGUGAGGGAAGUGCAAAGGAUCAUAUUGGUUCAAGAAGAGUUAAUUGGUAGACUACAAGGCUGGCCUUUGAUUUCAUAUGCAGUUCAGUUUUAGAAUUCUUGUAUCUAAAAAAAGCUUGCAAAUUAGUGGUGAUAGAGAUGAAGAGAUUCAAGGCAGGAUGUCUAAAUAUCCUUACAUCAUUACACCUAAACAAGAUCCCUACAAAUUCCUUUGAACUUAACAUGAUGAAACUACAGUUUAAAUCUCUUACACAUGGUUGUUUUUCAUAAAGUUAGAUUUUUAUUCCCUAUUCUUUGUAAACAAAAGAUUGAAUAACUACUCAACAAGUAGACCAAUCAGAUCAAUCAUUAACCAAGAUUAUAUAGCUUUGACCUUUUUUUAGAGCUUUGCGUGCAUUGCAUUAAUAUGCAAAAGACUAAAUUAUGUUGAAUUAACCCCAAGGAAAAUAUCACAAAGCUGAACUCCCCCAAGUGCAAAAUGAGCACUGUUGGUCGCCAUUACAGGAACAUACAUUUGUGUUAAUGAAAUAUUUCCAGCUAUCUGAAGGUUAUUAAAAUAUUUCUGUCAGGAUGCCCUCAGCUAAGAAAUCAAUUCUGCAAGUUUCCCAUUGAAAUUGCAUGAAUAACUGACGAGUGCAUCAAAGUGAAAUUGAGGAGAAAAGUAGGAGUAAACAUAAACAAGAACAAAUCUGAAGAAACACAUCCCUCAUAUAAUAUGAGGUCAUCUGAGCUGACUUUUCAGUGGAGACACAAUUGGCAUACAGAAGAGCUAAAGCUACAAUCUGCUGGAGGAACUUAGCCAUUCGAGUAGCAUCUGUGAUGGGCGCAAGAAGGAGGAAUUGUACACUUCAUUUCUGACGAAUCUGACAAAAUGGAACAAAGUUGAAGAACUCAUGGACUCAUUCUAGGAAUAUAUGAUCAACUUUUCACAAGAUGGAAGACACCAAGGAGAAAUCUGUUUUCACCUUUCAAAAAUUCUACAGCAGAGUCAUCCCCUAUUACAAAGAUAAGCAAAAACCCUCAUUAAAUCUUCUCUAAAGAAAUACUGGAGCUGUCAAACUUGAUGAAGAGAGAGGACUGCACAAUGGCACAUUAUUACUGUCAACUCUUAUUCUUGGGAUUUACUCUUCUUCAGUCUUACAGUGUCUCAGGAUAUGGACCAAACCAAAGGGCACAAAAAAAGGGAGACAUUAUACUGGGAGGACUUUUCCCAAUACAUUUCGGAGUAGCUGUAAAGGAUCAAGAUUUAAAAUCUAGACCGGAGGCAACAAAAUGUAUUCGGUACAAUUUUAGAGGAUUCCGAUGGUUGCAGGCAAUGAUAUUUGCAAUUGAGGAGAUCAACAACAGUAUGACAUUUCUGCCAAAUAUCACCCUUGGAUAUCGGAUAUUUGACACAUGCAAUACAGUAUCCAAAGCUCUGGAAGCAACACUGAGUUUUGUAGCCCAGAAUAAAAUAGAUUCUUUGAACUUGGAUGAGUUCUGUAACUGCUCGGAUCAUAUACCAUCCACUAUAGCAGUUGUGGGAGCAACAGGAUCUGGAAUUUCAACUGCUGUAGCCAAUCUUUUGGGAUUGUUUUACAUUCCGCAGGUUAGUUAUGCCUCUUCAAGCAGGCUCCUGAGCAACAAAAACGAGUACAAGGCUUUCCUUCGCACGAUCCCCAACGAUGAGCAACAGGCCACAGCAAUGGCCGAGAUUAUCGAGCAUUUCCAGUGGAACUGGGUGGGAACUCUUGCGGCCGACGAUGACUAUGGCCGUCCCGGAAUAGAUAAGUUUCGAGAAGAGGCUGUUAAGAGAGACAUCUGCAUUGACUUUAGUGAGUUGAUUUCUCAGUACUAUACACAGAAAGAGCUGGAGUUCAUUGCAGAUGUUAUUCAGAAUUCCUCAGCCAAAGUAAUUGUUGUCUUUUCAAAUGGCCCUGACUUGGAACCACUCAUACAAGAGAUAGUUCGACGAAAUAUAACUGAUAGAAUAUGGCUGGCAAGUGAAGCAUGGGCUAGCUCCUCACUGAUAGCCAAACCAGAAUACUUCCAUGUUGUCGGUGGAACCAUCGGAUUUGCACUAAGAGCAGGACGCAUCCCUGGAUUCCAUGAGUUUUUAAAGCAGGUUCAUCCCAGCAGAUCCUCUGAUAAUGGAUUUGUCAAGGAAUUCUGGGAAGAGACAUUUAACUGCUACUUCACCGAGGAGUCUCUAACACAGCUGAAAAAUUCCAAAACACCAUCCCAUAGAUUAGGAUUGCAUGACAACAGUGCUAAAACUGGGCACUCCCGAAGGACAACAUUAAGGCGCCCAUGCACUGGAGAAGAAAAUAUCACGAGUGUAGAGACUCCAUACCUGGAUUAUACUCACCUCCGGAUUUCAUAUAAUGUCUACGUGGCAGUGUAUUCCAUUGCUCACGCUCUGCAGGACAUCUAUUCCUGCACUCCUGGGAAGGGGAUUUUUGCAAAUGGAUCAUGUGCGGAUAUAAAAAAAGUUGAGGCAUGGCAGGUCCUCAAUCACCUAUUGCAUUUGAAGUUUACAAACAGCAUGGGCGAGCACGUCGAUUUUGAUGAUCAGGGUGAUCUCAAAGGAAAUUACACAAUUAUCAAUUGGCAGCUGUCCCAUGAGGAUGAAUCUGUGGUGUUUCAAGAAGUCGGCAACUACAAUGCUUAUGCUAAACCAAGUGACAGACUCAACAUAAAUGAAAAGAAAAUCCUGUGGAGUGGAUUCUCUAAAGAGGUUCCUUUUUCCAACUGCAGCCGAGAUUGUGUGCCUGGCACCAGAAAAGGGAUAAUCGAGGGGGAACCCACCUGCUGUUUUGAAUGUGUCGCAUGUGCAGAAGGAGAGUUCAGUGAUGAAAAUGAUGCAAGUGCGUGUACAAAGUGUCCCAAUGAUUUCUGGUCAAAUGAGAAUCACACAUCAUGCAUUGCCAAGGAGAUUGAGUACCUGUCGUGGACUGAACCGUUUGGAAUUGCUCUGACAAUAUUUGCUGUGCUAGGAAUAUUGAUUACUUCCUUUGUUUUGGGAGUUUUCAUUAAGUUCAGAAAUACUCCAAUCGUGAAAGCCACCAACAGGGAACUGUCCUAUCUCCUUCUCUUCUCUUUAAUUUGUUGUUUCUCCAGCUCAUUGAUCUUCAUCGGAGAACCCAAAGAUUGGACAUGUAGACUGCGGCAACCUGCAUUUGGAAUCAGCUUUGUAUUGUGCAUUUCUUGCAUUCUGGUAAAAACAAACCGUGUGCUAUUAGUCUUUGAGGCCAAGAUCCCAACAAGCCUCCAUCGAAAGUGGGUUGGCCUCAAUUUGCAAUUCCUAUUGGUUUUUCUCUGUAUUCUCGUGCAAAUUGUUACAUGUGUCAUUUGGCUUUACACUGCACCCCCUUCAAGUUACAGAAAUCAUGAACUGGAAGAUGAAAUUAUUUUUAUUACGUGUGAUGAAGGCUCCUUAAUGGCACUUGGUUUUCUCAUCGGUUACACAUGUCUGCUUGCUGCUAUUUGCUUCUUCUUUGCCUUUAAGUCUCGCAAGCUCCCAGAGAACUUCAAUGAAGCCAAGUUCAUUACUUUUAGUAUGCUGAUAUUUUUCAUUGUCUGGAUCUCAUUCAUUCCUGCUUACGUCAGCACCUAUGGGAAGUUUGUUUCAGCUGUAGAGGUCAUUGCCAUACUUGCAUCAAGUUUUGGUUUACUUGGAUGCAUUUAUUUUAACAAAUGCUAUAUUAUUUUGUUCAAGCCAUCAAGGAACACCAUUGAAGAAGUCAGAUGCAGUACAGCUGCCCAUGCUUUUAAAGUCGCCGCGAGGGCAACUUUGCGACGCAGCACCAUGUCUCGUAAGAGGUCCAAUAGCAUAGGUGGUUCAACUGUAUCAUCGCCAUCGUCUUCAAUCUGCAGCAGGAAUGCCCACGAUGAACCAAUUACCAUGGAGAUGCAGAGGUGUAGCAAGCAGAAGGUCAGUUUUGGCAGUGGAACUGUCACCUUAUCUCUGAGUUUUGAGGAAACCGGAAGGUAUGCCACUGUUAGCAGGAACAUGAGGAGGAGAAAUUCGAUGGACGCCAAAAAUAGUGAUGACAUUCUGAUGAAGCACAACGUUUUGAUCCCCCUUCAGAAAUGUGACAUGGGAAAUGACACACGAUGCAAGAUAUCAGGAAAGAAUGGGUCUGGAACUUUUCAGUCUCUGGAUGAUAGCAAAGAAUGUACCAAAAGUGCUGAAGAAAUCUCCUCCAACACUUCAGUAAAUCUGAGAAACCUUGUUGAUGGCAACAUUGUAGAUAAUGACAUAAAUUCUUAAUGAUGGUUAUUGGACCUACUUUCAAUUUGGGCAGUAUAAAUUCAGAUAAUUCCAGCAUAUUGUGGAAUGUUAUUGGUGCAGAAUCAACACACAAAAUUAUGCUUAGGACAACUACCCAAGUGCCAAUUAAAAACAAUAAAGAAGCCCCAAGCCUGACCUAUAGGAGAAUAAGGGCUAGUUUCUGGAUUUUCCCAUAAUGAGGAAUAUCUAAUAAAAUGUGAGCCUAGCAACGCAAGAGCCAAGUCAGAAACAUGGAAGUAAACAAAAUCUUAAAACAGGACGGCCUGUGGACACGACAUUUAAAAGCUUCAUUCUUUCAACAAACAGCAACUCAAUUUACUUGAAGGGCAAUUGAAAUUAUGAUUGCACAAAGUAUGUUUUUGUGUUGAUAUGAUGGCCUCAUUUUUGUUGCAAACAAAUUUAUGUAAUCAGUGAAGUACGGAAUUGUCUAACACCAUGUUAAAAAUGUUGCUGGCAGCACAAGAAACUUUUUGAUAUGCUUAAAGAUCUUUAUGUUGUUAUAAAAAUUAAUUGCUCAAGCACAAUACCAUUGUUGUAUCAACACAGUUGUUUUUUUAACACAAAUUCAGCCAAGCGUAUGAAAACACCGUGGCAACUAAAUGUUGCUAGAAGCAAGGUCCAUCAAAUGUGACUCCGGAAACUUGCAGCAACAGGCGAUCCUAUUACUUCACCAUGGUCAUUAUUGUACUGUUACACCAACUUGUCUCAUUUGCAAAUGAAUGUUAAAGUGAGCGUUAAUUGUUCAAAGAGCAGAGAAAUAAAGAACAAUUAUGAAUAUCAGAAAUGCAGGUGACGUAGAGAAAUUACAAAUGUUGAACUUCCUUAUCAGAUAGAAGUCAUCUUAUUGAUGGAGGAAAGUGACUUAAACUGAUCUGGGUACUGAAGGAAUUCUAUAGUGGAAAAUGCAAGUUAAAGAAUUAGGAAAUUAGCACUGUAUUAGAAAGAAGCAAGACAUUGCUUUACCAUUCAGGAUAAAGGUUGUGGGGAUGUUUCUAAGGAUUAUUGAAGUGAACAGCACAUAUUGGCCCAUAUAGACCAUUCCUGGAAUUGAGAUACUGCUCCAAUGAGUAGAUGGCAGAGAAGCUUUGAAGAAAGAUAGUGUCUUAGGCUAAAAAUUCUAAGGUUUUGAACUUGUGCAUGUUACAUCGACUAAAAGUUAUUUUGUAGUAUAUUAGUAUUAAAGUUUGGUAAAGCAAAACCUGGACUACAAUGUCUCAGUUCCAGUAAUAAGACCAAUCCUGUUUUAACACGCUGGUACUAAUGGCUCUGGUCACAUGAGCCAUGUGAUCACAUAGUUGUAUGGAGAAUUGUGUAAAGGGAAACGGUGGAAAGUCAGUGGUAAGAGUCCAUCAAGAAGCAACAAUGAUAAUGUAGAAUUUGUAAGAAAAUUGAAAUGAUGUAGUUUAGUAUGGAUAGCAACUAAAUUGAGUAUUUUAACAAUUAUUAAACUUAUAAUUAACAGUCAAUGGCUUUAGAAAAGGAGGGAAAAAAUUAAACAAUGAUGAUGAAGAACCUAGGACUGAAAUACCAUGAUGGAGGUUGUGGAACUAGUACAAUUAUGUGACUGUUAACAAAUCAUAGUUUGGUAGCAAUGUAAUUUAUGAUAUUAGUGAAACAGUGCUAAUACCGUGAGAAGGAGUCAUUCUAACAAUGGCAAAACUAGAAAUGGGACAAACUAGCAGCUAAUGACAGAGGUGAUUAAGUGAAGUAACAAUACAAGAUUAUUAUCACAGUCUUAUUGAAAGAAUAGUGUUAUUAAAAUGAUGUCACAAUAAUGACAUUACAUGAGAUCAAAAGACAACAGUAAUAAAACCA
Messenger RNA from Hypanus sabinus (Atlantic stingray), 8934 nucleotides. RefSeq names its product calcium-sensing receptor (gene casr). The coding region runs from base 3910 to 7098 and encodes 1062 amino acids. Gene Ontology annotation, cellular component: membrane. The record is from RefSeq and is a predicted model, not a curated record. NCBI's taxonomy places the organism in Eukaryota, Metazoa, Chordata, Chondrichthyes, Myliobatiformes, Dasyatidae. Gene Ontology annotation, biological process: intracellular calcium ion homeostasis; G protein-coupled receptor signaling pathway; regulation of calcium ion transport. Gene Ontology annotation, molecular function: G protein-coupled receptor activity; calcium ion binding. The transcript is spliced from 9 exons.